GCGCACACGCACCGGGGGAAACGGCAGGUUCCGGUCGCGCCCGGGCCGAACCGCGGGGUGUGAGCCGCGCGGGCCGCCGUAGUCAGCUGCCGCGAGCAGGAAGUGUCCGAAGGCGGGCGGAGACAGCGCGAUGGCCCCGGACCCCUGGUUCUCCACGUACGACGCCACCUGCCAAAUUGCACAAGACAUCGCCGAGAAAAUCCAACAGCAAAAUCAGCAUGGAAGAAGUGGUGAAAAUACAAUCAGGCUGACCGUGACAAUCAGAGCUUUGUUGCAGAGUCUGAAGGAAAAGAUCGCCCUUUUGAAGGACUUAUUGCUAAGAGCUGUGUCAACACAUCAGAUAACACAGCUUGAAGGAGACCGGAGACAGAACCUUCUGGAUGAACUCAUAACCCGGGAGAGGCUUCUUCUGGCAUCCUUUAAGAACGAGGGGGCAGAGCCCGAUCUCAUCAGGUCCAGCCUGAUGACUGGAGGGGCUAAGCGAGGAGUACCCAACCCUUGGCUCUUCGAGGAGCCAGAGGAGACCAGAGGCCUGGGUUUUGAUGAAAUCCGGCAACAGCAGCAGAAAAUUAUCCAAGAACAGGAUGCAGGCCUCGAUGCCCUGUCCUCCAUCAUAAGUCGCCAGAAACAGAUGGGAAAGGAGAUUGGGAAUGAACUAGAUGAACAAAAUGAGAUAAUUGAUGACCUCGCCAACCUGGUGGAGAACACAGACGGGAAACUCCGCACGGAGACCAGGCGUAUGAACAUAGUGGACAGAAAGUCAACGUCUUGCGUUAUUUCCUUUCUAUCUCUUUGUGAAAGGAAGAACCGUGAGAAGUUAUCUGUGAAAAAAGCGACAAACAGAAAGGACCGUUGGCCACCCUCUGCACUCUUAGAGAUUGGAAGGUAAAACUGAAGAGACCUUCCAGAAGUUAGAACCAAAGACAAGGGAGGAUAUAUUAAUUAGAGGCUUAGUCAAGAUCCAAAUGAUAGGAAUGUCACAAUGAGAAAAUAGGAGCAAGGAAAUUUUCAAAGAGAAGAAUGCAAGAAAUUUCCCCAAAACUGAGGAACAGGAGUGACCAUAUUGAAAGAAUCCACUAGGUUCCCAGCUUAAUAAAUGGAAAAAAGACCCAUGUCAAGGCACAGAGUAAUGAAAUUUCAAAACCUAUAGAUAAAGAGAAAUUCCUGUAACUUCUCAGAGUAAAUGGAAGGGGGCACAGGGUGGUGGUGGGAGGAUCUGAAAUCAGAAAGGCAUCCAGUAUCUCAUCAAAAACACUGGAGGGCAGUGACGUAUUGCAGCAAGCUCCUGGCAGAUGUACUUUCCCUAAUGAGAAAGUUAACUCUAAAAAGGAGAUAUCUGAUGCCAUAAGUGAAGGAGAAAAGUAAGGAGAAUACCCUGGAUGAUAGCAGUGGGAAGACCCAGGUCUGUGCAACAGACCAAGAGACUCACCAUUCAAGAACAGAUCUAGAAGUCAGGGGGAAAAUAGAAUGAUAUGUUUUCCUAGAUGAUAAAAGUGCCCUUAGGGGUGCCUGGGUGGCUCAGUCAGUUAAGCGUCCAACUUUUGAUCUCAGCUCGGGUCAUGAUGUCAUGGUUCAUGAGAUUGAACCCAGUGUUGGGUUCUGUGCUCAUAGCAUGGAGCCUACUUGGGAUUCUCUCUCUCCCUCUCUCUUUGCCCCUCCCUGCUCAUGCACAUGCUCUCUCUCUCUCAAAAUAAAUGAAUAAACUUUAAAAAAAGAAGAAGAAAAAUGCACUGAGAGGCUGCUGGAGAGUAGGCGAUUUGGUAGCAGGGAAUCGAAGCAAUUGAAAAAGAAAGGCAAUUAUUAACUACAGGAAAAUGAAAAGUAAUACCAAAAAAAGGAAACAUAGUUAUAAUGUAUUACUUAAGAGUGAAUGUGUACAUAGCCAUAAUAAUUUAGACAUUUGCUGUUAAAAUAACCUAAAUAUAUAAGUAUACAGAAGAUGGGAAAGAGAAGAAGUGAAAUGUAAGAGAGCUAAAGCCUACAAUGAAGGAAGAAAUGACUAUGUAAUAUCUAAAACUGAUAGAAUUUAGAGAUUAUAGUCUAAGCAUAUUAUUUUAAAUGGUGGAGACUAAAAAUAAAUUUUGGGAACUAAUGAUGGAGUAGUCAGAAGGGGGAGGCAGAAAUUGCCCUUUUUUAAAUAAACCUUUUUAGAAUUACUUGAAUUUUUAAGUUUGUGGCAUAAAUCAUUUUGAUGUAAUCAUUUUCUUUAAUAUUGAGAUCUUCGUAUGUUCUGUUAUAUUGAGGGAUAAGCUUCUAAAUAGCAAACAAAUCUGUUAAUUAAAAAUACAGAGUUUAUUAAGUAGAAAAAAUUCAAGUAACUUUUGAAUAGAUUUCUUUGUAUACCUUUAGUUGCACAUAUUCCCAAAAUGAUAAGCUGCAGAAAUCUCAGACUCUAAGUAGGUUUGUCAUUGGGCACUAGUGGUAUUUGUAGAGUAAUUCUGAACCUAUUUUGUGUGCCUAGUAGAAGAGAAUGAGUAAAUAAAUAUAUUGGUGUACUUAGUAACCAGCGUGAUGCAAAUACCAAAUGGGGGAAGUAAGAACGAACUCUGUGGUGUUAGAUUGGAAUUAUAAGUAUCAUUGUGGACUCAUGAUUGAAAAGUAAUAAAUAUCCUGCUUUUAAUCAGUGAAAGAGCCUCGAAGCAAUGAUAUUCCAGUAGCAGUGAGCAUAAUUAGUGCCCAGAUCUUGGUUUCCAAAUAGUGUUUGCCACGAAGAGGAACCAAACUCCUUGCAGCAACAGCUAAUUCUAGGCUAGGGGAGAGAAAUAUAAGACAACCCUACAAUAUCUCAUGGCAGAAGUUAAGGAAAUGCACAAACUAUGAUGAAGGCAUUUCAAAAGUAUAUAGGAGCUGCAUUAAAGGAACUCCCCGUGGUCAAAUUUGGAGCAAUUGAAGCAAUAAAAAUAAUGAUGAUGGUAAUAAACACUGGAUUUUUUAAAAACGCAUUCAUAAGUUCACAUCAAUAGUAAAAAAAAAAAGGCAGAGGUGAGCCUGGGGAGAGGGUCUUCUUGCCAGCUAAUAAAUGUAGGAGAGGGGCAUCUGGGUGGUUCCGUUGGUUAAGCGUCCAACUUCAGCUCAGGUCAUGAUCUCAUGGUUGGUGGGUUCGAGCCCUGCAUCGGGCUCUGUGCUGACAGCUCAGAGCCUGGAGCCUGCUUUGGAUUCUGUGUCUCCCUCUCUCUCUGCCCCUCUCCCACUCACGCUUUCUCUCUCUCUCAAAAUAAAUAAAUAAACUUUAAAAAAAAGUAGGAGAAUGAUAAAAUUAUGAAAUCACCAUUUUGCAAAUGCCAGUGUAAUUGUUUCAGAAUCAUCAGUGGAUGCUGAACCAACCGGUGAAAGGUGAUGGGAAAUAGGAUAUUCAGUCUCAAAUUAUGACCCCACAGAUUAUUUAUUAGUUGUAAAGGAGGAAAGAGACUUGAACAUCACCGGUAUUAGAGACAAGCUAGCCUUACACAGCUCCAAAUGCGACACAGCAGGAAGUAAAUGCAUCGUAUUUACGUCAAAUUGUUAACUCAGGUCUGAUCAAGAGAAAUAAUGAGAGUGGUGUAGAUUGUCCUCGGCCCUUUGAAAGUGUCAUUGCCAUGGAAGAAAGAGAAAGAUGGGAUAACUGUUGUAGAUUAAAGGAGACAGAAGAGGGGCACCUGGGUGGCUCAAUUGGUUCAGUGUCCGACUUUGGCUCAGGUCAUGAUCUCAUAGUUCAUGGGUUUGAGCCCCAUGUUGGGCUGUGUGCUGACAGCUCGGAGCCUGGAGCCUGCUUAGGAUUCUGUGUCUCCCUCUUUCUCUCUGCCUCUCCCCCACUUGUGCAUGCUUUCUCUCUCUCUCUCUCUCUCUCUCAAAAAUAAAUAAACAUUAAAAAAAAAUAAAGGAGACAGAAGAUGCACCUUGUGAUUUUGAUUAGGUUCUGGAUCAAAAACACACAUCUGAGAGAACAUUAUUGGGAUCUCAAGGGGGAUUUAAACGUGGACUGUGUAUUAGGUAAAGUCAUUGCAUCGAUGUUAAAAGUUUUGGUUGUAACAUUGGUUUUAUGCUUUGUUGGAGAAUUUUCCUUGUUCUUGAAACAUGCAUGCUGAAGCUUUGGGGAAUGAAGGGUUAUGUGUUUGGGGCUUGCUUUCCAAAGUCUCAGCAAAACACACACACGCAUAAUACAAAAACACAGAAAACAGAUCCGCUAAGUAUGGUUUCAUUAUUAGGUAAUGAUAUAUAACAGUUAUUCACCAGUGUUACUUGGUCAGUCUCAGUGAGGGCUACACAGAUUUUAAUUCUUUCAAAAUUACCACAUUGGGGAGGGGAGGGAAAAUAUAAACAGUGAAGUUUCCCAUGGAUUUCUGUCUUUGUUCACAUUAAAAAAAUUUUUUUUAAUAUUUAAUUUUGAGAGAGAGAGGGGGAGAGAGAAUGUGAGUGGGGAGGGGCAGAGAGAGAGGGAGACACAGAAUCCGAAGCAGGCUCCAGGGUCGAGCUGCCAAACAGAGCCCAAUGCGGGGCUCGAACCCACAAGCCGUGAGAUCAUGACUUGAACCGGAGUCGGACGCUUAACCAACGGAACCACCCAGGCGCCCCUUAGUUCACAUUCUGAUAUGUUGUCUGAGGAAGGAAUGAGCACCUGGUGAAGUUCUAGGUGUGCCACGUGUAUGCCCUUUCAGAUUGGGCUUAAACUGUAGUAGGACCUCUAGAGAUGACUCCACUUUAGUGUGAGCGAGGUGAGACAUUAGGCAAACUUUGUAGAUGCUGCUCAUAUAGGGUGGAAAGGCUCCAGCUACUCAGGAAGGCAACACCAGUCUCACUGCAGGCUUGUCCCUGAAGACCUUGGCCAUCAAGAAGGCAAGGUGCAAACCCUAAGCAUUGUCUACCCAGACAGUGAGCUUAAUGGGCUCCCUCAGGGGGAAUUCUUUAUGAAC
This is a messenger RNA of Acinonyx jubatus (cheetah), 4889 nucleotides long. RefSeq names its product syntaxin 8 (gene STX8). The record is from RefSeq and is a predicted model, not a curated record. The transcript has 8 exons. Gene Ontology annotation, molecular function: SNARE binding; SNAP receptor activity. Gene Ontology annotation, cellular component: endomembrane system; SNARE complex. Bases 131 to 889 code for a protein of 252 amino acids. Gene Ontology annotation, biological process: vesicle fusion; intracellular protein transport. NCBI's taxonomy places the organism in Eukaryota, Metazoa, Chordata, Mammalia, Carnivora, Felidae.